Messenger RNA from Eurypyga helias (sunbittern), 1258 nucleotides. RefSeq names its product histone deacetylase 3 (gene HDAC3). Gene Ontology annotation, molecular function: histone deacetylase activity. The coding region runs from base 16 to 1233 and encodes 405 amino acids. The transcript is spliced from 14 exons. NCBI's taxonomy places the organism in Eukaryota, Metazoa, Chordata, Aves, Eurypygiformes, Eurypygidae. The record is from RefSeq and is a predicted model, not a curated record.
GGAGCAGGGCACCCCAUGAAGCCGCACCGCCUGGCGCUGACCCACAGCUUGGUCCUGCACUACGGGCUCUACAAGAAGAUGAUCGUUUUCAAACCGUACCAGGCAUCCCAGCAUGACAUGUGCCGAUUCCACUCCGAGGACUACAUAGACUUCCUGCAGCGAGUGAGCCCCAACAACAUGCAGGGGUUCACCAAGAGCCUCAAUGCCUUCAACGUGGGUGAUGACUGCCCAGUGUUUCCAGGCCUCUUUGAAUUUUGCUCUCGCUAUACUGGGGCCUCCCUGCAGGGAGCGACGCAGCUGAACAACAAGAUCUGUGAUAUUGCAAUAAACUGGGCAGGGGGCCUGCAUCAUGCCAAAAAGUUUGAGGCUUCUGGUUUUUGUUAUGUUAACGACAUAGUUAUUGGCAUCCUGGAGCUGCUCAAAUACCAUCCGCGUGUUCUGUAUAUUGAUAUCGAUAUCCAUCAUGGAGAUGGCGUGCAGGAGGCUUUCUACUUGACGGACCGUGUCAUGACUGUGUCCUUUCAUAAAUAUGGAAAUUAUUUCUUUCCUGGUACAGGAGACAUGUACGAAGUUGGCGCAGAGAGUGGUCGUUACUACUGUCUCAACGUGCCUCUACGAGACGGCAUUGAUGACCAAAGUUAUAAACACCUCUUCCAGCCAGUCAUUAAUCAGGUGGUAGACUACUACCAGCCCACCUGCAUAGUACUGCAGUGUGGUGCUGAUUCUCUGGGUUGCGACCGUUUGGGUUGCUUUAACCUCAGCAUAAGGGGACAUGGGGAGUGCGUGGAGUACGUGAAGAGCUUCAACAUCCCCUUGCUGGUGCUGGGAGGAGGUGGUUACACAGUCCGCAAUGUGGCACGGUGCUGGACUUAUGAAACAUCAUUGCUUGUAGAUGAAGCAAUCAGUGAAGAGCUCCCAUACAGCGAGUACUUUGAAUACUUUGCUCCAGACUUCACCCUUCAUCCUGACGUCAGUACGAGGAUUGAAAACCAGAACUCCAGGCAGUACUUGGAUCAGAUCAGGCAGACCAUAUUUGAGAAUCUGAAAAUGCUGAACCAUGCUCCCAGCGUGCAGAUCCAUGACGUCCCUUCUGACUUGCUCAGCUACGAUCGCACAGAUGAGCCUGAUCCAGAGGAAAGGGGCUCCGAGGAAAACUACAGCAGGCCUGAAGCUGCCAACGAGUUUUAUGACGGUGACCAUGAUAACGACAAAGAGAGUGACGUUGAGAUCUGAGGGCUCUGGUGUGGGGCUCUAGACU